AUUCCCCAAAUUUUCCCAAUAAAUUGAAUCUUAUUAACAACAAAUUUAAUAUUAUCAAUUACCUGUUUCAUAUUAAUUUUAUAUUUCAUUUCAUUUAAUUAUAAUAAUAAAUUUACUAAUAAAUUAGAAAAAAAAAAAUACUGAUAA
This is a messenger RNA of Dermacentor silvarum, 147 nucleotides long. NCBI's taxonomy places the organism in Eukaryota, Metazoa, Arthropoda, Arachnida, Ixodida, Ixodidae. The record is from the annotation of a RefSeq genome assembly.